Messenger RNA from Corvus hawaiiensis (hawaiian crow), 1347 nucleotides. Its product is annotated as endonuclease domain-containing 1 protein-like. The transcript has 4 exons. Gene Ontology annotation, molecular function: metal ion binding; nucleic acid binding; hydrolase activity. The record is from RefSeq and is a predicted model, not a curated record. Lineage: Eukaryota; Metazoa; Chordata; Aves; Passeriformes; Corvidae. The coding region runs from base 331 to 1161 and encodes 276 amino acids.
GAUGGCUAGCAGAGGAACCAAACUGGUCCAGACACUUGAAAAAGAUCAGUCUCUCCUCAGGGAGAGAGAUGGGCUGCUGUGGUCUCAUCUAGUUGCUGUCUUUUCCCUGGAGGAGUCUGAACCAGGAUUCUGGAAGUGUGUCUUCCUCUUGGCUCUCUGAGUGAAAUUCCCUGUUUAUCACAACAGGCAGAUUUAUGACCAGGUAUAUAUAUUGCACUGGGACUCCUGAGGGAUCAGCCAAGCGCUUCUCCAGGCAGAAGAAGAAAGGUUGCCUGUUCUGAGACUCUGUUUCAAGGGGAGCAAGAGCCCUUCACUUGAAAUCCUCCCGCAAUGCUGUGGCUGCUGCUGCUGCAGGUGUUGGCAAGCUGCCUCUGGCUGGGACACAGCGAGGUGGUGAACUCCUUUGAAACUUCAUGUCCUCAGUUUUUUUUCCGGGAGACCCCCCCAAAUGAAGGCCUGGAGCCACAGAACCCAGCCUGGAUCUGCCAGCGCUUCAAGAACCAGUAUUACUUUGCCACUCUGUACGACAGGAAGAUGCGUAUUCCUGUGUACUCUGCCUACAUCUACCAGCCUGGACCUGGCAAGAGACCUAAAACAUGGCUGGUUGAGCCCCAGCUGAUUGGCCCAACUUAUCCCAAAACUAUGGAAAAAGAGUGGACACUCUUAAAUCAAUACAAUGUCAGCUUAGAGAAAAUCAGCCAGAGCCAGGCUAUCCUUCAUGACUACAAGAACCUGACAGGUUUGAACCGGGGCCAUUUGAACCCCAAUGGCCACCAUGAUGACUACAGCAGCAGGAUGGCUACCUUCACCCUCACCAACAUAGUGCCCCAGGAUGCGGAACUCAACGGCGGCGCCUGGAACAACUACGAGCAGCAAACGAUGAUCAGGAGGACCCAGGGCUGUACAACCACCUACGCCAUUGUGGGUGCUGUGCCUGGGAACAACUACAUCGCCAGGGGGAGGGUUAAUAAACCCAGCCACCUCUGGUCAGCUGCCUGCUGCGUGGUGGACAACAACUACAUAAAGGCUUGGGCAGUCAUUGCUGAAAACGACAAGAACCAGGUCGAGCUCCUCACACUGGGGGAGCUGGAGGACAUGUUGACCGAACUCUAUGGGAGGGGACAGGUUUCCCUGUUUGAUAGUGACUGUCCCCGGGAGUAAGCUUCCCAUCCUGGGUGGAAAAGGCUCAGGAGCUUUUCCCAUAUGUCAUAGAAUCAUAGAAUGGUUUGGGUUGGAAGGAAUUUCAAAGACCAUCCAUGUAGUCUCAACUCCCAUGCCAUGGGCAGGGACACCUUCCACUAUCCCAGGUUGCUCCAAGCCCUGUCCAGCCUGGCCUUGGACACUUUC